Clonostachys solani is the source of this 1251-nucleotide messenger RNA. The record is from the annotation of a GenBank genome assembly. NCBI's taxonomy places the organism in Eukaryota, Fungi, Ascomycota, Sordariomycetes, Hypocreales, Bionectriaceae.
AUGUCGGACACGAAGAAUCCCGAACACAGCACCGCUAUGUCUUCCGAUGAGAAGGGUGGGGAACUGAAGCGCCGUGAGGUCUCGCGUGAUUCCACAACGAGGUCACCCGCAUCCAAAAAACCCUGCAUCCCAUUGAAGACACCUGGGGAUGAGAUGCAGGAUAGUGCUGAUUUCAUUGCUAGUGGUGACAGCGACGAUAAGCAAGCAGUCACGAAGCUUAAAUCGACUUCGCGUCCACCUUCACCCAUUCUAGUAAAGAAUGAGGGUAAGUGGAGGAAAUUCGUGUAUGAUGAUCUCCGCAAUUUCCAGCAUUCCAGCAUAAGGUAUUUAUGGGGCGACUUGAGGCGCGAUAUCACCCAGCUCGUUAGAGAAUGGAUGCCUGAACGCUACUUGUGGGAGGAUCUUUCCCAGGAGAGCCAGAAGGAAAUUAGUUCAUGGGCUUCCAAUGCGAAAGAGCACAUCGAGAACGACAAAACAAGCCAUCCAACAGCUUUGUUCGAGGGAUGGAUCUUUCACCUCCUGUAUGAGAAUCUGUUCUCGCUUGAGUGCCACGAAAAGUGGUCAUCGCCCGACUGGGCAGCGUUCGGGCAGCUGCGGCGCAUAUACAGCACUCACGCAGAGAACUCUGGAGACGCUGAUUCGCCAUUCAACAUUCGCUUUCACAACUGGCGCCAUACUUCGUCACGCAUGCUCUUCGACAUGCAUAAAGACAUGCAUGAAGAUACAUGGCAUACCGAGCCAUGUCGGCUCUUCGACAUUCUCGCAGAGCAUCUCGGACCUCUAUUUCUAUCCGAGUCCCGCGUCAGAGCUCCCGAUCAAAGCUCACAUGAGCGUCUAGAGUGGCUGGUUUACAGAGCUAUCAAGUUGGACGCUCUCAUGAUCCAUUCACUGAUCAACCUGACAAUGAAAAUGAGAGACCCCGUCACGGGUAAAGUGAAGGAUUUUCCCUUGGUUGAUCGUGUGCUAAUGGUAGCCCCAUUUGCCAAUUUUGACGAUUCGCACGUUGUGGACUUUAUCAUCGAACCAAGGUUCACCAUUUAUGGAUACAGAGGCCUUCCUCCAAGGAAAGUCAACUGGGAAGACUUGGAAGUAUACCGAAGCAGCGUAAUGAUAUCCGAAGGGCUUGGAACCGGCUAUGCUAGGAGCUAUGGUGAAUGGAACUUCCAUGUCGCCACAAGUAAGAUCACCGGGCCAGCCGCUGGAGAGGACCACGACCUUUCACAGCCUACGGGAAACUCAGAAGCAGCUUAG